Chanos chanos (milkfish) is the source of this 15977-nucleotide messenger RNA. Its product is annotated as E3 ubiquitin-protein ligase rnf213-alpha-like. The transcript is spliced from 67 exons. Gene Ontology annotation, molecular function: ATP hydrolysis activity; metal ion binding; ubiquitin-protein transferase activity. Gene Ontology annotation, biological process: negative regulation of non-canonical Wnt signaling pathway; sprouting angiogenesis; ubiquitin-dependent protein catabolic process. Bases 77 to 15739 code for a protein of 5220 amino acids. The record is from RefSeq and is a predicted model, not a curated record. Gene Ontology annotation, cellular component: membrane; nucleolus; cytosol. Lineage: Eukaryota; Metazoa; Chordata; Actinopteri; Gonorynchiformes; Chanidae.
UCAGUUUUGAACUGGCCAGCAAUGUUAUGACAAGUCGGUGGAUCUAAGAGGGAAGCUUCCUGCAAGAUAUCUCUUCAUGAUGAAGUGCCCAAGCUGUGAUCAUGUGGCUGUGGAGCAAAAUGCAAAGUUCUGCAGCCAGUGUGGUUAUAAGUUGUCUGUGCCGGCCUCUGCUAGUGUAAAAGAAAAGCUUCCAGAUCCCUUAGUCAUUUCUCAGACUGGUGAUACAGAGAUGGUUGAACCUAAAACUGAUUCUACUGGCUUGGACAGUCAUCUAUCAACUACAAGUCCCAAGCGGCCAAAUGAAGAGAGAAACUGUAACCCAAAGAAAAAGAGGAAGAAGAAAAAGAAAAGCAAAAAAAAGACCACUGGGCAGGAUUGUCCUGUGUCUUUGAGCUCCAAUCUCUCUGACAUCUCACUAACUGAAACACAGAUGGAGAAUGACCAGGAAGAAGCAGGCUCUUCUGAAAGUGAGAGUUCAGUCUGUGCAAUGGAAGAGACACCAGACUCUCUGUCUGACACAUCUGAUCAGUCUAAGCACCAGAGCAACACAUCUGCAGAAGAAUCUGUUGCCAGUCAACCAGAGAAUACUACAGCCGCUCAAACAGCUCCUAACAGUGCUUUGACAAUCAACACAGAAAAUACCCAACUUCCAGUUCAGGAAAAAGCUCAGGACACAGUGGAAUGUGCUGCUUCCCAAAGCAAGGAGACACAUACACUCCAGACCCCUCUAAAAUCCACUCCGGUCCCUGAUGUGGACAGUGAGACUACAGUCUCACAGGAACAAAACCAGCGCACUGAUACAUGUCAGCAGGCUCACCCAAAAGGCAACAAAGGCAAAAAAGACCGAUCAAACAAACUGCAAGCCAAAGCAGAUGAAAAUGCUAAUGUGGAUGAGAAUGCUAACCAGAGUGGUUUACAUGACCAAGAAAUGAAUGCUCAUCAGGAUCUGCAAGGCAGGAAAUCUUCUUUUAGCGGAGAGGGAAUGAUGUUUGGCCCACAGAGCAGAGCUGAGAUGAAGAACAAGGGCUCUAGUGUAGAUCCACCAGUUACAGUAGAAAAGAGACAAACCCAGGGUUCUGCUUGUGAAACAGGGGAUGGUUCUUCUGGUUCUGAGAGUUCGGAAUCUAAGACAGAGAAGACCAGUGAAAGCUCAGAAGGCACAAAAGAACACAAGGAUAAAAAAACACCCAACAGAGUUCCUGUGUCAAAGCAGCAAAUUCCUUCAAGUGAGAGACUCACGAUUUAUUUUCAUGCAGUCCUGUCAAAGGACUUCAAAUUUGACCCUCAGGAGGACUCUAUCUUCAUUAGAGCUGGAGGUAGCCUUGGUGACUGGAAGUCUGACUUGACAGAGCUCAGUGUAUCACGAGAUUAUGGGGACCAUGGAUAUUUUGUGAAUGGCAAACUGUCAACAACGACCAAGGCAGUAUCUGUAUCCAUACCAUACAAGUACAUAGUGUAUAAAAAAAAGAAAGAUAAAUAUGAAUAUGAAUACAUCUAUAAGCUGGACUCAACCAAAACAACCAACAGGUGUCUUUUUGUCAAACAACAUUUGCUCAACGAAGAAGGAGAAUGGCAUCAGUAUGAUGACAUUAUCUGUGCACCACCCUCCACGAGUCUGCUGAAAGCAUUGAAGGAAAAAUUCUUGCCAGAGCAGAGAAAAAGUGUCCUCCAAGGCAGAGAAAUCGCUGGAACGAUUAUGCUAGAAAACAUCUUUGACCUGCUGAAAAGCUGGACUGUCCAAAACUUCAAGAGUUUUCUCACCCAACUUAAACAGUUUUAUGAGAUCUAUGGAAAGCCUUUUGUGUAUGAAGAGACACAAAAACCAUGGUACUCCUUGGAAUACAAUGAAAAAGAUGUGAGCAAUCUCUUAAAGCAAUUCAUGCUUGCGAAAGUGACUCAACAAUUGAAGAAAGACGGUGAUGGAAAGAGUGGUUUCAUUGAAGACCCCUUCAAGGCUGCACUUGUCAUGCUCUAUAUGUGGAAACAGUACACUCUGAAGUUGGACAGUGGGGAGCUUGCCAAGCUUUGCACUGCCCUUUGCUUGCCAAAAUCUUCUAAAGAAGAAUUCCUUUCAUUCUGGACAGAUACUGAGCAAUCGUUUUCAUGUGUGAAAAGUUUGUCUGAAAUGGUGAUGUUAUUGAUGAACACUGUGAAGUCACGAGGGAUGAUGCAUUGGAUCGUUGUGAUUCCACUGUUCCACCUACUCAAGGGAAUGUCAAAACCAUUUGAACCUGUCUCAUCAAUGGUCAACCCUAGAUAUGAGUGGUCCUGGGCUGGUUUGCGAGGCAUAGAAUCAACCAGCAUUUCUACUAUCACGCCACAGGAUAGAAGGGCUAUGCUGAAACUCAUGAAAUCUAACGGGCACUUGGUUGAGGUUGACAGACUGUUACCCCGAUCUUGGAUGUUCCUGCUGACUUUAGAUGACUUGGUGGAAUGCAGCAGCAUCCUUGCCGUGGAUCUCUUAGACCUGCUAUUUGUCUUCGUUAUUAAAUCUCCUGCUGAGAUUUCCUACAGUGACUUCUCUAGUGUGUCAGAACUAAUUGCACAUAUUCAAAGCUGUCUACUCGGACAAAAAUACGGAUGUUCAAAUGAGGAUUAUGGAAGAGAGUGCUUAGCAGCUGCACUAAAACUCCUGGAAAAGAUCUGCAAAGCCGUGAAACCUCCAACUUACUCAAGGGACUACACUACCAUUCCAGUUGCUUGCAUGAGCAUGGUGAUCUCUGUCUCAGUCUUUGCUGAGACUCAUCAUGGAGAAACAACACAAGGUGUAGGCACUCUGUCACAGAAGACUACAGAUCUGCUUAUUGAUGCCAAGGAACUUGUGAGAACCUGGAUUGGUCAAACCUUCAAAGCCCCCUUGUUGAACAAAAGUUUUGCAAGUGCUACACCAAAUCUCACACCAGAGAUUGAGAUGUGGAACAACAUAAUAUCCUUCAGUUUCAAAAGUGAGGAUCUCACGAAGGAGUGGAAGCAGACAUUUGCUAGAGAUUUUGAGGGGAAAUUUCAGCAGGAGUCUUCUUUAGAUCAAAUCGCUAUCUAUUGCUCAAAGUUCGAGGAACUGAAUGACUCACAUCCACAUGUGGCUGGAAGUAUAGAAAAAUGUGCCCUCCAGGCUGUUACAUCAAUAUGCCAGGCCAAGUCUGAGGGGAGACUUUUUGAAAGAAUUGGACAAUUCAUAACUGGAGCAAACAGGAAGUUUGGAAAGCUUGUGUCAAUAAUCAUACAAAAAUCCUGGCCAAGAGAUGAUCAUGGGCAGUUUCAGGAUGAGCAGGAGGUGAUCCUACAGCACCUUCUGAACUGGACAGCAGCCAAGAACAUCUUUCAGCUCCAUGGUGCUGAUGAACAGUUGAUCGAACAACUAUCUGAUGAGGCCAAAGAAAGAAUGGCUGUAGCAACCUCAUCAUUUGUUAGCAUCUCUGACCAGUUAAUCAGAGGAAACAUAAAGAUAAAGCUUCUCAAACACAUUUUGGGAAGGAGGGACACAUUCUCUGAGCUACUGAAUAUAGAAUGUCUAUGUCCAAAUGUGCAUUGCAAAGGCAUUUCCAUGAGGAGGCUACUUCAGAGGAGGCAAGAGGAAGUUGAAGCCAUACAGCAUGAGAAAGACCUUGUGGAGGUCCUGCUCGCAAUGUGUCGCAUGCUACAGGAGCAUGUUCCAGUUGACCUUAGUCAGUUAGAAGAAAAACACCAUGUUGAUACUGAAGAUAUGGACCUGGAUGCGUUCAUGGAGGUUCAUCCACUCGACCAACUCUCCUCUCCAAUGGCUGGUGUGGUCACAUAUUUUGAUCUUGAUAAGGACAUUAAAUCCAUGGCGGAAUAUCUGCUUACUUAUAAAGAGAGCUACAUUUUCAAGAUGUGUUGGGAGAAUCAGGCUAAACAAUUGGUCCAACAAAGCAAGGAUGAUUGUGAGUCUGAAGAGGAAGAGGAGGAAGAAGAACCUGAACAAAAUGUUGGUGUGAUUGCCACACCUGAUGUAGUACAUGAUGACAUUUUUCAACCGUGUAAAGAGAGGUACAAAGAGAUCUAUGCAAGCCUCAGAAAUGGUAGCAUUAAGCUUGAAGACGUCGAUGUCAUAUUCAAAGCCUACAAAAGCAAGUAUGAGGAACUUGCUGAGGAAAUUGCAAUAAUGUGCAAACUGGAUCCUUCUGAUGAUAGACGUUGGAUCCAGAGAAAGGUCCAACAGAUUGAACAGUACCAUGAGCUCCAUUUGGCUGUUGAGUCCGCUCAAGUGGUCAUGAUGGUUAAGGAGACCUUAGGCCUCCAAGGAGAUUUCAAGGCUCUGGAGAGGCUACUUGAAGUUUCACAUAUCAGCUUUCAGACGGAAUGUCUUGAUCGUAUAGACAAUGACUUGAUGCAGGCCAAAACUGUCCUGGUGGAAAUCACAGAGGCAAGGAGAUUGUGUCUUCAGGAGCUUGGGCUCAGAAAGAACUUUGUUAUGUGGGUCAAAGAGGCUCUAGAGGAUAUCAAUGAGCUGAAAGUUUUUGUGGACUUGGCCUCUAUCUCUGCGGGAGAAAAUGAUCUGGAUGUGGAUCGUGUGGCCUGUUUUCACGAUGCUGUUCUUGGUUACGCCCCAAUGCUCUAUGAGCUAAAACCAGAGGCUGGAUUCAAAGCCUUAAAAGAAGUACUGAAAAAGCUGUGGAAGGCACUUGAUAAUGACUGCAACCUCCCCAAAAAGCUGCGUGACACUGCUCGGCACCUUGAGUGGCUGAAGACUGUAAAGGACAGUCAUGGCUCAGUAGAACUGUCAUCUCUCUCAUUGACUUCAGCUAUCAACACUAAAGGCAUAUAUGUUAUCAGUGCACAAAAUCAAAAAAAGCUGACCCUAGAAAAAGUCCUGAAGCUGCAGAUACCAGAGGAGCAUGAGGAGGGCUGUGAGAUGCGAAAUUACUCCUUGGAGGACCUCAGAGAGCUGCAGAACAAAUUAAUGCUCAUGUCUGGCAAAGGGGACCAAGGCCAGUGUGAAGUUGAUCAGUUUGCAGAGGUCUUUGCUAGUGUGCAGAGAUUAGCCGUGGCCUUUAUUCAUCUAUUUACUGCUGGAAAUCCACUGUUCAGAAGUUGGGAGGCUAACAUCAACUGUAACAGUGAAGAAGCAUGCAUUGUCAUGGACUUCAAUUUAGGGGAGGUUGUCAAUGUAAUUAUGGUGGAGGGCAAUGUGGUGGAGCAACUCCCAGAAGUUUGUAAGAAAAUGGAAAGAUGCUUGAACUUUUGGGAAGACUUCAUGGACAAACAAAGAUCACGACAUUACUACCUUAACUACUUCACAGCUGAGCAAAUAGUCUACCUUUGUAGUCAGCUGACUCAGAAAGACUUGACAAAUUUGGAAGACCAGGCUUUCAUGUUGCUGUCCUUUGUUAAACCAGACUGUACCCAUUUAGAUCUGAGACGGACGUGGCAUGAACUUCAGUAUAAGAUGCUGACCAACACGCCUGAGCAAAAUGAUGACUUGGAUUUCCAAACUUUUGUCGAAGUCUCCAUUCCCUCGGAGACAAAUAAAGACCCAGAGUUUGAUUCCUCCUUGUAUGAUAUGUCCAGUCACUUUGGCAAGUCCACUGGUGCAGCCAAGCUAGAUGUGAUUUGGAAUGCUUACAUGAGAGAUAUGAAAAACUUUUUUCCAAGUUCUUUGGAUAUCGGAAGUCUUGGGAGUCUCUUGGAAAUUUUGGCCAACAGACACAGUGAACUAGAAGAUGAUGAAGAGGAGGAGGAUGGAAACUUCAGUAAAAGACAAAGAAUCAUCAGAAGAGAAUUGCCAAAGGGUCUUGCAGUUGGCCAACCAAACCUUAUUGUUUGUCCCCCAGUUGAAAUCCUGACAUCCUGCAUUUCAAUUUACAUGAACAGUCAACAAGAGCCUCUGCCAACCUUUGAUGAGGUACUUCUCUGCAAUCCUUCCACACCGUAUGAAGAAGUGGAGCUAUUCCUCAGACGCUGUUUGACUUCUGGCUAUAAGGGUUCGAAGAUAUACACAAUGCUCUAUGUGGAUCAGCUGACUUAUGAAGUGAGCUUCAGAAUUGAACAGUUCUAUCAGCGUCACAAGAUGCAAAGUAGAAGUGACUUCAGAUUGGUUUUAAUCUGUAGUUCUGAUCGAGAGCAUGCCUACCUACCCUCAGCAUUCAGCCAGUUCAGACUGCAUAUGGUACCCCUUCAGCCAGUUGGCAAUAUUCAAAGGUAUCUUACCUGGCACUACACUGUCCCAUCAGAUCAGUCCAGUGCUGCUGCUGUGUUCAAAGACAGACUUUAUGUUGGCCUAGUGUCCUCCAGAAGAGCAGGUGUUGGCAAAUCACUUUACAUCCAGAGACUGUACGAGAAACUCAAGAACAGUACAAAGAAGCCCUCACACCUGAAGUGUAUCCGAUUGAUUGAGCCAAGAGUCGAUGAAAAUGUUGUUCUCCAGGCCUUGCUCAACACCCCCAAGGAAAAGGAACUCACAAUCUUUCAUCUUGAUAUCACAUCUUCGGUGCAAAAAGGCCUCCAUGAAUUUCUUUUCCGACUUCUCAUAUUGGGGUAUUUGAUGGAUUCUGAAGGAAGGAUGUGGAAAUGCAGCAAUAAGCAUCUAUAUGCCAUUGAAAUACUGCAAACUGGUAGAAACUGGUCAAGAACUGAAUCAAGACCUAAUACAGAUGUCUGCUCAUCCUUUUUGGAUGUGUUUCCAAGCAUCUUUUGUCGCUCUCCAAAAGAAGUCCUUGAGUUGGAGAUGAGAAUUCGCGAGGACCCAUCCUUAGCUGACAUGGAAGACCCACUCAUGGAUGACCAAGAGUUCAGAAGUGAAGCUUAUCAACGCCCAUUUCAGUACCUUAUAAGAUUCCACAAUGGAAGUAGUUUGGACAGCUUCACAUUCAGUGGAGUUGAGGGUACUCAUGUAGAAUGUCUGCAGAUGCUCUUUGUGUACUGUGGUAUGACAGACCCCUCUUGGGCUGAGCUAAGGAACUUUGCAUGGUUCCUGAAUCUACAGCUUCGUGACUGUGAGACGUCAGUUUUCUGUGAUGUUUCUUUUAUAGGAGAUACUCUACAGGGAUUCAAAAACUUUGUGGUGGAUUUCAUGAUACUCAUGGCAAAAGAUUUUGCAACACCAUCCCUGAGCAUCUCAGAUGAGAGCCCAGGGAGGCAGCAGAUGGACCUCAGUGGAGUUAAUGAGGAAGAUCUGGCUCCAUUCCGUAUCAGAAAAAGAUGGGAAUCAGAACCACACCCCUACAUCUUCUUUAAUGAAGACCACAUGUCCAUGACUUUUAUAGGGUUUCACCUUCAGCCUAAUGACCAGAAUGGGGUUGAUGCUAUUGAUCCAUCAACAAGAAGAGUUAUCAGAAAGAACAUCAUGACCACACAACUGUAUGAGGGUCUUAAGCUGCAAAGAGCCCCUUUCAAUAUUGAUUUUGAUCAGCUCCCAAGAGGGGAAAAAAUUGAGCGAAUAUGCAAUGUUUUGGGAAUUCAGUGGCCGCUUGAUCCGGAUGAAACAUAUGAGCUCACCACAGACAACAUACUGAAAAUGCUUGCAAUUCACAUGAGGUUCAGGUGUGGCAUUCCUGUCAUAAUUAUGGGGGAGACUGGCUGUGGAAAGACAAGACUCAUCAAAUUCCUUUGUGAGCUACGAAGGUGUGGAGUUGCCACUGAGAACAUGAAACUUGUCAAGGUUCAUGGAGGGACAAGCUCAGAUAUGAUUUACACCAAAGUAAGAGAGGCAGAAACCAUAGCAUACAUGAAUAAGCAGGAUUAUGGCUUUGAUUCUGUCCUUUUCUUUGAUGAAGCAAACACAACUGAAGCCAUUAGCAGCAUUAAAGAAGUUCUGUGUGACAACAGUGUUGAGGGAGAACGCUUGAUGCCACAUACUGGCUUGCAAAUAAUUGCUGCGUGUAACCCCUACAGGAAACACACAGAUACGAUGAUAAAGAGGCUGGAAUCUGCGGGUUUGGGAUACCGAGUACGAGCAGAGGAUACAGAUGAAAAGCUUGGAUCCAUUCCUCUUCGUCAGCUUGUGUACAGAGUGCAGGCUUUGCCCCCCAGCAUGAUUCCACUAGUGUGGGACUUUGGGCAACUCAAUGACCAAACUGAGAAAAUGUACAUACAGCAGAUUGUCCAGAGGGUGGUUGAAAACCAUUUAAUUCAGGAACACUAUAUCAGAAUCAUUACAGAUGUUCUGUCAGCUUCACAAAAGUACAUGAGGACAAGAAAGGAUGAGUGUAGCUUUGUAAGUCUGAGGGAUGUUGAACGCUGCAUGCAAGUCUUUGUGUGGUUCUACAAAAAUCACUCAAUGCUGCUUUCAGAACUAAACAUGUUUGAGAGGGAUCAGAGAUUUUCCACUCCAAGAAACCCGGUACUUUGGUCCCUUGUGAUGGCUAUUGGAGUGUGCUACCAUGCUUGCUUGGAAGACAAAGACAAGUACAGGAAAAAAAUCAGUAGAUACCUUCCAGAAGCAUAUAACCAUGGGAAACUGAUGCAGGAAAUUUCACUCAUGCAGGACCUCCUUUUGAGUGGUGUCCCACUUGGAGACACUAUUGCUCGAAAUAAUGCUUUGAAAGAAAAUGUGUUUAUGAUGGUGAUUUGUAUUGAGUUGCGAAUCCCCCUCUUCUUAGUUGGAAAACCUGGAAGCUCAAAGUCACUCUCUAAAACUCUGGUUGCAGAUGCCAUGCAGGGCCCAGCAGCCCAUUCAGAUCUUUUUCGAAAGCUGAAGCAGAUUCAUCUGGUGUCAUUUCAGUGCAGUCCUCAUUCUACACCAGAGGGUAUUAUCAACACGUUCAAGCAAUGCGCACGUUUCCAGGAGGGCAAAAACCUGAAUGAAUACAUCUCAGUUGUGGUCCUUGAUGAGAUUGGCUUGGCUGAGGAUUCCCCCAAAAUGCCACUGAAAACUUUGCAUCCUUUACUUGAAGAAGGCUGCAUAGAUGAUCAGCCGCAACCUCACAAAAAGGUCGGAUUCAUUGGCAUCUCCAAUUGGGCACUGGACCCAGCAAAAAUGAACAGAGGAAUCUUUGUGUCACGUGGUGACCCUGAUGAGACAGAAUUGAUUGAGAGCGCAAAAGGCAUAUGUUCCUCCGAUAAAAUGAUCCUUGACAAAGUCAGGGAUUUCUUUCAGCCCUUUGCCCGGGCUUACCUUAAUAUCUGCAAGAGACAGGGGAAAGGAUUUUUUGGCUUACGUGACUACUAUAGCUUGAUCAAGAUGGUGUUUGCCAUUGCUAGAGCUUCCCGACAGAGGCCUAAUGCAGAGCAGAUUGUAGAAGCUGUAUUGAGGAACUUCAGUGGCAAAGAUAAUGUGAAUACUGUUACGGUUUUCAUCGUCAGGCUUCAAAUCAAACCAAACCUGGAAAGCAUCAGUGCUAUCGAGCUUGUGAGGCAGAACAUCAGUGCCAUCGGUCAAGAUGAGGACUGUCGGUAUCUGCUUGUUCUGACCAAAAACUACGCUGCCUUACAGAUACUGCAGCAGACAUUCUUCUCUGAUCAGCACCAACCUGAGAUCAUCUUUGGUUCAAGUUUCCCAAAAGACCAGGAAUACACUCAGAUUUGCCGCAACAUCAACCGAGUAAAGAUUUGCAUGGAGACUGGUCAGACCAUUGUGCUCCUGAACUUGCAAAACUUGUACGAAAGUUUAUAUGAUGCACUCAACCAAUACUAUGUCUGCCUUGGGGGUCAGAAAUAUGUGGAUCUGGGGCUGGGGACCCAUAGGGUCAAAUGCAGAGUGCAUAAAGACUUCAGACUCAUUGUCAUUGAGGAGAAGGACAUUGUCUACAAGCAGUUUCCCAUUCCGCUGAUCAAUAGGUUAGAGAAACAUUACCUGGACAUCAAUACUGUGUUGAAAAAGGAACAAAAAGAGUAUGUCAAAGAGCUGGAAAAAUGGGUAGAGCAGUUUAUCUGUCUUAAUACCCAGCAUUCAGUUGCUCCACAGGCACAUAAGUACCUGCCACCUGAUGUUUUCAUUGGCUAUCAUUCUGAUACCUGUGCAUCUGUGGUCCUUCAAGUAACAGAGAGACAGAAAGGAGGGAUGGACCACUCUGAUUCCCACAGACGACUGCUGGAUGAGGCCAAACUCAUCCUUCUUAAUUGUGCAACUCCAGAUGCAGUCGUGCGAUUGGACUCAACAGCUCUUUCCAGAGUAGAGAGUGAAGAGCUGGCAAAGGUCUACUUUGAAGAGCAGAAGCAUAGCUCCUUGGCAGACUUUAUUCUCUGUUCUACACAGCAGGAGCAGUGCUGCCAUGCCCAUUUCACUGAGGUGACGACCUUCUCUCGACUUUUGACAGCAGCAGACAUUGUGCAGCUUCAGGAAAUUGUUCCAAAUGUUGAGCUCAUCUCAUUGGAGCAGUUUGACACAGAGUAUUCUUUCCUUAAGAAAAUCAGAAACUUUUUGGAUCAUACAAGUGGAGACACGAUCCUCCUGGUUCAAACUGAUUUUGAUGAAGCCUCACAGAGCUCAAAUCUAAUUGCAUCAGCAAAGUAUUCAGCAAUUAAUGAAAUCAACAAAUCCAGGCAAAUGGAUGACAAAGUGUUUGUCUACUUCAUAACAAAGUUGCCGAGAAUGGAAGGUGGUACAUCUUAUGUUGGAUUUCAUGGAGGUCAGUGGAAAUCGGUCCACAUUGACGACCUCAGACGAUCAAAGGAUAUUGUCUCAGACAUAAAAGCCUUGCGAAGUCUGACCAUCAGCGAGCUCUUUGAGGAAAACGGAAAUGAGCCUGAUGCUAUGGAAGUGGAAAGCAUGUAUGAAGACACAGAAACACAUGAAAUGGAGCAAGAGGGCAGCACUUUGAGUGGCAGAGAGAACGCAGUGGAUACCACAGCACUGGUCCGUAGCUGCGUUCAGAAUGCAGUCAGCAUGCUCAGAGAUCAAAAUGAAGCUGGAGCUCGCAGUGCCAGGAGAGUAGAGAUUCUGCUGAUGCUGCUUAAUGACAAUGAAGAACUGAACGCUUCAUUUCUGAGAACUGUGAAGAAGCGUCUUCAUUCUCUGUUGCUGGAGCAUGAUAAAAACAGUGUCUCAGCUAAGAAUUGGGUUUUCAAAGAGGCAUCCAACCUUGAUGCCCUCCAAGAGGGGGGAACCUUUAGACACACCUUGUGGAAGAGAGUGCAAGCUGUGGUUGUUCCAUUUUUGGCUCAGUUGGUCUCAGUUAUUGACAGAGACUGUAAUUUGGACCUUUUGCUGGAUGCAAACUGUGGGGAGUCUGUGAAGAAACUGUGGCUUGAAAUCUUUAAGAAUGAAAAUUUUUUGAAUAUUUCAUACUCAAGACUUGAGCAAAAUUCAGAGUCAAAGACUAUCCUGGUCCAGAACUACAUUGCAGCUGAGAGAAACAUGGGCUGCAUCAUGCCCUUCAGCUGGCGAAUCAAAGAUCACCUGGAAGAGCUGUGGGUUCAUGCUCUACAGCGUGAAGGUCACUCCCAGAGGCAGUUUGAGGAUUUCUUUUGGCGGACUGCGCUGGGGAGAUACAUCAAGGCUGAUGAGGAAAUGCAGGCUGAGUUUUUUCAAAGGUACCUUCAGGAUUUCGUCUCCAUGACCAUGAAUGUGAUGUCAGAAGUUGAGCUACAGCUGCUAUGUGGAGCUUUGAAUUGCUGUGUUAAUGAGAUGAGAGUGAGGGAGGAAGCCAUGGAGAAUGACAUCAUCUCACUGCCCUGCAUCCAUCUUGCCUACCAUGAGUACAAGAAUCGCCUGCAGAACCUCUCCAGAAUGAUCACCAUAGAGCCACAGAUUGCUCAAGUGCUCCUUGGAAACACCUAUGCCAGACAAGGUGUAGAACUGGUUUUGGAUGUGUAUGCUGCUGUGGCCUGUGUGGAGUAUUUGGAGCCUCAGGCUCUAGAUACAGACGCUCAGUGCCUCGCUUGGCUUCGGAAAGUGAAGAAACUCCAAGUGCCAAUUGAGCUGAUUUGCUCUGAAGAAAGUGUCCAGCACUAUGGAGAGAGGAGCAAAGCAAUGGUUUCCCGUGUCCAGCAAGGCUGGAGCCGCAUCUACUCCCUCUCUCUGUUUGUGGAGCACAUGCUGCUGGGGAUAGAGGAUGUUGAGAGGAAUCUCAAGCCACUAGUUCUUGAACACACCAGAGGCUUGGGCCAAGUUCUGGAGAAGAACUCGGACCUAAAGAUGAAGCAGCCGUUUGAGGCGGUGAUCAACAUACUGAAGGCUUGCAAAGAUGGAGCAAAUGAGCGUAUUUUUCGAUUUGGUCACCAACCAUGUCCUGUGUGUAUGGGGGAGCCUCAGGAACCUCUCAGCUUACCCUGUGACCACAUCUACUGUCUGGCCUGUAUCAAAAAGUGGCUGAUUGCAGGUCAGAUGUACUGUCCUCUCUGCAUGCAACCAGUCCCUGAUGACUUUGACCUCAUGCCUUCGGAGAAAACUCGAAUCCUCAUCAGUAAGAAUUCACAAUUCAGGAAACAGUGCAAUGCCUUCUUCAUCAACCUGGUCUCUACGAUGUGCUUUAAGGACAACUCUCCACCCUCUAAAGCCAUCAUCCUGCACCUGCUGUCCUUCCUCAUGGUGGAGCCAGGUUCACUCCCUGCUAUCAAGGGCCGUGAUCGCCGUUUCUUAACAAAAGCCCUUUCUCCAUUUGAUGACUCUGUGGACAAAAAUCCUGUUGUACGCUCUGUAGUGCUUAAACUCCUGCUUAAAUACAGCUUUGAUGAUGUCAAAGGUUACUUACAACACCACCUGACAGCAGUUGAACAGAGCAAGAUUGUUGAGGAAAAGGACAAAACUGAACUCUAUUCUCUGUACAUAAACUGCUUGGAGGACUCCAUGUACGAGAUGACUCAGUGGCACUCCCAGGGAGAGCAGCAGAACCGUCUGCAGGAUGAAACAGCUUUUCUGCUGCACUUCCUACAGUCAGGUGUGGUGUCUGCUCAGAUAGCCACUGUAGAACACCUGCAACAAGUAGCAAGAGUCCGUCUGUGUCUGGACAUGGCUGCAGACCUGCUGGUCACAGGUGACUGUACACAGGAGCAAACUAUGCCUGCAGUCCCAGAGUUUUUGAACAGUGUGGUACAUCUGUGUCAACGGAGUGGGAAUGACUGGUACAGAGUCUACCUCAUCAGGAAGAUCUGCAGUACAUGGGGCAUUGAAUUUGUUCAGAAGCUUCUAGACAAAGCAGAUUUCAGAUGGAUGUUUCCAGAGGAAGUUCUUCAGGAUAGGCAAGAUGGCAGCCAGAUUGACCAAUUCCUAGUCAAUGGGGAGCACUACAAAACUAUCAGAGAUGCUGUGGCCAAAGCAAUGCUGGAGGGCAAAAUGGAGAAAAUUGAAGAGGCUUGUGCGAGCUGUACGUGUCUACCACUAAAGAAACCAGUCUAUCUGAUGCUGGCCCUGUUCAGAGAAGUCACGUCUCUUUACAGGGCAGUCAGUCCAAAUAACCAUCCUAAGCCUGAGCAAUGCCAGAAACUGGAAGAGUUCAUCAAGAGUUCCAAAGUCCUUGCUAGCCCAGAGAUGAAAGCCUUUGCCCAAGCACUGGUGUUUAACCGGCUGGGUCCUUUGCAUUUACAACCUGAUGCAUCUGGUGGUGAACAUGUGAUUGUGGAGCUGACAGUUCACCUUGCUGCAGUUCUCCUUUCUGGGAACCAGGGAGUCCUGGUACCCCUUCAGCAGCUUGCCAUGUCCCCAGCCAACAUGCAGAGAUCCUUCAUACCCACCAUGCCAGAUGACAUGCUUGCCAUAGCACAACAGGCAUUGGGACAGUUGCAGUGGUACCACUGUCCGAAUGGCCAUCCGUGCACUGUGGGUGAGUGUGGUCAGCCCAUGCAAGUGAGUCGCUGUCCAGACUGCAAUGCACAGAUAGGAGGACAGGACCACAGGCCUCUCCAAGGCUUCACUGCUGUUCAGUUACAGGGUGACCGUACUCAGUCAGGACACAUACUGGGAGACCCCAGUCGCAGGGACAAUCCAGACAUGCAAGACACAAAGAACUUUUCUCCUGCCCCCUUUUCCCUACUACGACUGCUUACUCACAUGGCCAUGCUGCUGGGAACCUCUAAUCACCGCCAGGAUAUUAUCCAAAUCAUCAAAUCAGCUGUCCAGGAUCCUGGUAAAUUUUUAAUGGCCCAUUUGCUGAAGGACAUGGAGCAGUUGAGCAGAGCUUUAGGGAAGGGAGCUGAUGAUACUGUCUGCACCGCUCACUUGACUGUUUCCAGCCUGCUAGAGCCGUACCAGCCCAGCCAGUGGCCAGUACCUUAUGACAAUUUCCUCUCAACCAAAGACAGCCGAAAUGGAUGGGAAAAUGCUGUUAAUAUUGACAUUGUCUCCCCUCUGCUCAAGAAUCUGGAGCGGAGACUCAGGGAGGUUAAUACUUUUGUCAGGGAGGAUGAGCGUGUCUCCUCCAACCCCAUCAUGAAGCUCACGUUUGGGGAACCUUCGUUCUUCUUGCGUUCUCUGCCACAACAAUCACUGAUCCACAGUUCCACUGUGUGGAGCUGUCGGGAGAAGGUCUCUUUGGUCAGCUUGGCACACAUUGUGGAGCAGAGUGAUGGAAAGGACACCAUGCCCGUGCUCUGGAGGUUCUUGCAGAAGGAACCUGAGCUGCGGUUGGUGAAGUUCCUCCCUGAUAUACUUGCUCUUCAGAGAGAUCUGGUGAAGAAGUUCCAGAACAUGACAGACUUAACAUUCAGCACCAUUGCAGAAUUCAUCCAGGGUCAUAAAGCAGAUUCACUGACAGCUUGGUAUGAGAAACGAAUCAAGAUUUUCCUGUUGACUUGGAAUCAGCUCAGAGUGUCCCUGGCCACUAAUGGUGAAAUAAAGCUCCCAGGACAGUUUUGUAAGGAUCUGGAUCUCAGCAGUGAUAUCCAGGUCCUGCUGCCUCGUCGUCAGGGAUUAGGCCUCUGCUCCACAGCUUUGGUCAGCUACCUCAUCUCUCUGCACAAUGACCUGGUCUACACCAUGGACAGGCACACUGGAGAAGAGACAAACUACACAGUCAGCCCAGCAGACUUGACAGAUCUGCACGUGAUCAGGUAUGAGGUGGAGAGAGAUCUGCUUCCCCUGGUUCUGUCUAACUGCCAAUACAGUAUGGAGCGUGGCCAUGAAACCAUGAUUGAGUAUGACCUGCCCAAGAUCCAGCAGCAGGUUCUGACCCGUUUCCUGCAGGGCAAGCCCCGCAUCACGCUCAAUGGAAUUCCAACUCUGGUGAACAGACAUGACCGGAAUUACGAAAAUCUUUUCAACGAUCUGAAAUCUAAGAUUGAACAAGAGUCUCUGCCUCCUCUAAGUCAGUCUGCCUUGGCUGGGGAGCUACAGUCCUAUAGUGAUGUGUGUGAAGCCUUGUCCACAGUGGAGCUGGCCCUAGGCUUCCUGGCCAUGACAGGAGGAGAAGCUAACAUGCAGCUGGGCAGAUACCUGGAAGACGUGCUGCAGAUGGAUGACCAGAAGGCCCCACAUGUCUUCAAGGCCUUGGGCAGAAGCUGUCUGAAACACUGUGUGUCUCUGUGGCAGCUACUCAGCUGCCUCAAAUCAGAAACCAUGCUACGGUUGAAGAGGGAUCCGUUUGUGGGGAUAUCUCAGGAGUACAAGCAGGUUCUCAGAGAAGAGGAGAGGAAACACCUCACUGGCUUCUUCACUAAAGCCAGCGCUGACACCUUCAUAUUGGAGAUGCACGAAUUUCUACUGCUGGUUCUGAAGAACCCACAUGCCACCGACACCUUUAAGCCAGACUGGAGCUUGAGGGACACAGUGAUGUCGUACAUGGAGCGCAAAGACUUAGACGUCCCACCUGAUGUUGAAGAGCACUUCCCUGAGGAAAUUCUCCUCUCUCAGUACAUUGAGGCGUGGAAGUUCAUGGUGGUCCUGAAACAGGAGAGAAAUCAAAGAUAAAUUUGAUGUCAAGCGCUUCCUUAGUGAUCAUUUUUACCAUGCCUCCACGCAGGCAUAUGAAGCUGCUGCAGCCAAUAUUUUAGAGUGUUAAUCUGGUACAAAUGUUUAAAAAACAAAAUCCGUGUUGUUUUACAGAGCCAUGUGAAAGCGGUGCCUUUUUGUUCAAAAUGCCAUUGAGGAGCAAUGACAUGCAAUAUUCUGCUUGGUUUUGAUAUAUGUUAUACUGCUUUGAUAUCAG